UCGAUUUGAACAAAUUCUUACCAAACGGUGUAUUUUACUGAAUCCUCAUCAAACCCAUGUAUCAAUUCUUGUUGUGGUUUGAUUCUAUUUGGUUAAUAGAUGUGGGUGAACCAACUUGCUCUACCAUUUUUGGUUAAAUAAAAUACGGAGGAUUUGCUUGUUUAGCUCAUUCUAGUUGUCCGCGCUCAUCUCUUCCCUUCAGCACGGUUGCACCAUCUCAUCCUUCUUUCAGAGACAUUGAAACUACAAAUCUAUGCCAUAUUGAAGAAUCUCUUGGUGCUUAGAAAGGCUGCUAUUUAUGUUGGAACCCCAAUUGUGUCAAUGUGUUUAUGUGGUAUUACAUCUGAUUUAGAAGUAAAUAAGGCCAUACGGGGAAUGAGUGAGAUUUAACCUAAAAACGAUGCAAAGUUAAAGCUUUUGAUCAAUUGAGCUUCUGGAUACUCUUUGUUUAGUGCAGUGUGAUUUUUACCUCUCCUUGACAUUGAAUAUCUUUAUUCAUUUACCAUUUGUUUGGUUUGAGGGAAUGGGAGGGCAGGUAAUUUGUCCCCGGAGUUGGGAGGUUCUUGCUCCUCACAUUGUUUGAAUGGCAGGUGAACUAGAUGAAGUAGUUUUUCUACUCCUACAAAAUAGUGGUGUGUGGUAGGAUGGAGUGGUUUCACAGUACGCCUAAAUUACCUAUCAUCAUCAACGACAUCAUUCAGGCUCCCACCUAUGGUGGAAUAAGGAGGAGUUGGAUGCAGGUAAUGCUAUGGACAAGGGUGCAAAUGGAGAAGUUCUUGAAAAUGGAGGCAAUGAUAGAAUUAAAGGGAACCAGUUAAGUUUAGCUACAGACGUUGGCAAAGAUUUUGAAAUCAAUAUUGACGAUACUAUUGGCAGUCAACAGCAAGAGCAGAGCCCAAAUAUUGAUCGAAGCGCACCUGGUGCCAAAAGACCAAGAACAGCCCUUGGUGAAGAGCAACCAUCAGUUCAUGUUAUUUAUAAUGCCCUAACCAGUGAGAGAAAGCAUAAGCUUGAGGAGGUAUUACAGCAGUGGUCACAAUGGUGUGCUGAACACAGUCAUUCAUUACAUGAUGCAGAAGUGUUAGAAGCUGGUGAGAAGACUUAUUUCCCUGCUCUUCGUGUUGGUAUGGAUAAUAAGACUUCUGCAGUGUCUUUUUGGAUGGAUCUACCAAGGAAGAAAAAAAACAAGGUGUUCACCCCAUUUGAUGCAAACUCUGGCCCUAUUUAUGACCGUGGGGUCACAAUUGCUUUGAAUUCAUCAGAUGGUUCUAAUAAUUUGGAAGGAGGAGUGGAACUAGUUGAAGCUUCCCGUUGCUUUAAUUGUAACUCCUAUAGCCAUUCGAUGAAAGAUUGCAAGAAGCCUCGUGAUGCUGUCGCUGUCAAUUUUGCUAGGAAACAGCACAGAUCCAAACUGAACCUAAAUGCAGUUUCUCGCAUUCGGUAUUAUCAAAGCUCUGAAAGGGGAAAGUAUGAUGGUUUAAGCCCAGGCGUUCUUGAUGCAGAAACCCGGAAACUUUUGGGCCUAGGGGAGCUUGAUCCCCCUCCCUGGCUUCACAGAAUGCGGGAAAUAGGAUAUCCACCAGGUUAUCUAGAUCCCGAAGAAGAUCAUCUGCCGUCAGGAAUCACAAUAUUUGGCAAUGAUGAAACUACGGAAGAAGCAGAUGCCAGAGAAAUUCUUGAGAGAUCUGUAGAGCCACCUAAGAAAAUGAGCGUUAGAUUUCCAGGGAUAAAUGCUCCAAUUCCCGAUAAUGUAGAUAAACGGCAUUGGGGUGUAGGCCCCUCAAGUUCAGCCUCAAGAGCUCGUCCUUAUAGAAGACAUGCUAAUACAACGCCAGAUACUGUCAAAAGAGGCCAUGAUCUUGAGCAGCAAGGGAUUUUCUGCAUCCCAAGUGGACCCCAAAUGUCUAGGAGUUUUGAAGAAGAGGGACCUCCACCACAUUGGUUUAGGAGUAUUGAAGACGAAGGCCCAGUAAGUCAGCAGUUUAGGGAUUUUGAAGCAGAAGGUUGUCCGAGGCAGUGGUUUAGAGAUUUUGAAGAGGAGGCUCGUAUGAGGAAGUCGGUUUGGAGUAUCGACAAUGAAGGUCCUCUGAAUCAGCGGUUCAGGGAUUUGGAAGCCGAAGGUUACCCGAAGCAGUGGUUUCAAGAUUUUAAAGAUGAAUCUCGUAUGAGGAUGUGGCAUAGCAAUUCUGAAGAAGAAGCCCGUCGACAUGGGUGGUUUAGAGGGUGUGAAGGGGAAGGCGAUCCACAGCGACAGUUAGACUUCAAUGAUGAAUGGCGGCAUAUGGGCCAUUUCGCUGAGAUCAGCCCAUUUCCAUACAGACACGGGGAUUAUUAUGACUCCAAUUGUGGUGGCCCAAUAGAUGGCUUUAGGAGAUCGUUGUCUGACAGAGCAAGAAGAAGCCCACUAGCUGCAGAUGACGGUGCUUAUUUGUCUGGUUCGUACCCAAGAUAUAGGUGACGACUGCUCUGUGCACCAAGGAUGAUGUUAUACACUCUUUACCAGUUACCACCCUCAUUCAAAACAUUUGGUUUUGGACUUCUAGGUGUCAUCAAUUUAGGGUUUAGAUGGAUUUGUCCGAGAUUAAUUGUUUUCAUUUUUGUUAGGAGAUCUCCUUCAUGUGACAUUUCCUGACUUGAUAUUAGUAUAAUUAAUUAAUAGUUAACUUUUUGCAGUGGCAUAUUUUUAUUUUAUUUUAUCAAUGUUCAUAUCAGAUUCAUGGUCGACCAUUUCUAGUGAAGGUUGAAAGUGAUGUUUUGUUGUUGCCAGUUGCAAAAUGAACGGUUCAUUCCUAAUACGUAUUUUCUUGAU
Molecule: messenger RNA, 2809 nt
Organism: Cuscuta europaea
Lineage: Eukaryota; Viridiplantae; Streptophyta; Magnoliopsida; Solanales; Convolvulaceae
Source: the annotation of a GenBank genome assembly